AUGCGCGUGUCGAACAACAGCCAAUUCUUUCCAUCUCUCGCCAGUGGGAUAUUGUUCCUCCUUGCCGCGCUAGUGGUGCAAAGCGCCGCCGCACCGUUGCAGUUACCAGCUUCUGCCCUGGGCAGCCUCCAAAUCCGCUCAAGGCCUGGCCGUGCCGGAGUGGUAUUGCUCAGAACUCGUGCACCGACCCAGGACCCUACCGCCGAGGAAAGGCAGAGGAGGGUAGCGGCAUGGGUUGCACAGCAACAACAGAUUACGUCCAAUGGGGUUGCGGGGCUGAUAGUUCAGCAGCAGAAGAUUGAAGGGAAGAAGGCUGAGGAGGGGAAGGUGAAGAAGGCUGAGGGGGAGAAGAAGGAGGAGGAGAGGAAGAAGAGGGAGCCAAAGAGAUCUGAUUCGGUUUCGUCUAAUUCUUCUGAGAAGACGGUGAAGGGUUGA
Messenger RNA from Coprinopsis cinerea okayama7#130, 435 nucleotides. RefSeq lists its product as hypothetical. The transcript has a single exon. The coding region runs from base 1 to 435 and encodes 144 amino acids. The record is from RefSeq and is a predicted model, not a curated record. NCBI's taxonomy places the organism in Eukaryota, Fungi, Basidiomycota, Agaricomycetes, Agaricales, Psathyrellaceae.